Odobenus rosmarus divergens (Pacific walrus) is the source of this 4302-nucleotide messenger RNA. It is a transcript of the gene ITGA1, whose product is annotated as integrin, alpha 1. The record is from RefSeq and is a predicted model, not a curated record. The transcript has 29 exons. Gene Ontology annotation, biological process: integrin-mediated signaling pathway; cell adhesion mediated by integrin; cell-cell adhesion. Gene Ontology annotation, molecular function: integrin binding. Gene Ontology annotation, cellular component: integrin complex; external side of plasma membrane. The coding region runs from base 215 to 3754 and encodes 1179 amino acids. NCBI's taxonomy places the organism in Eukaryota, Metazoa, Chordata, Mammalia, Carnivora, Odobenidae.
GUCUGGGAUAUGAAAAGCGUGGAGAGGACCUAGAGGCAUUCGUCGAAAACACAGGAAAUUCACUCUUCGGCUUCUCGGCGCCGCGACUGACCGGGGCCGGAGACUGAGACCUGCGUCGGCAGAGUGGCCCAGAGCGCGCGGCUCCCGUGCCCAGUCCUGCUGCGUCUCGCCCUCCCAUCCAGCGCGUCCCCCGGGCUCUGCGGGCUCCCCGGCCAUGGCUCCCCGACGCCAGGCCAGCCCAGGGGUCGCUGUCGCCUGCUGCUGGCUCCUCACCGUUGUUCUAGGCUUCUGCGUAUCAUUCAACGUUGAUGUGAAAAAUUCAAUGACUUUCAGUGGCCCUGUGGAGGACAUGUUUGGAUAUACUGUUCAACAAUAUGAAAAUGAAGAAGGAAAAUGGGUGCUUGUUGGUUCUCCUCUAGUUGGUCAACCCAAGAACAGAACUGGAGAUGUCUAUAAGUGUCCAGUUGGGAGAGGCAAACCAUUACCUUGCAUAAAGUUGGAUCUACCAGUUAAUACAUCAAUUGCCAAUGUCACGGAAGUAAAGGAGAACAUGACUUUUGGAUCAACUUUAGUCACCAACCCAAACGGAGGGUUUCUGGCAUGUGGCCCCUUAUAUGCCUAUAGAUGUGGACAUUUGCAUUACACAACUGGAAUCUGUUCUGAUGUCAGCCCCACAUUUCAAGUUGUGAACUCCAUUGCUCCUGUACGAGAAUGCAGCACCCAACUGGACAUAGUCAUAGUGCUGGAUGGCUCCAAUAGUAUUUACCCCUGGGAGAGUGUUACAGCUUUUUUAAAUGACCUUCUUGAAAGAAUGGAUAUUGGUCCUAAACAGACACAGGUUGGAAUUGUACAGUAUGGAGAAAAUGUAACCCAUGAGUUCAACCUCAAUAAGUAUUCAUCAACAGAAGAGGUACUUGUUGCAGCAAAUAAAAUAAUCCAGAGAGGUGGCCGCCAGACUAUGACAGCCCUUGGAAUAGACACAGCCAGGAAGGAGGCUUUCACUGAAGCCCGGGGUGCCCGAAGGGGAGUUAAAAAAGUCAUGGUAAUUGUGACUGAUGGGGAAUCCCAUGACAACCAUCGACUGAAUAAGGUCAUCCAAGACUGUGAGGAUGAAAACAUUCAGCGGUUUUCCAUAGCUAUUCUUGGGAGCUAUAACAGAGGAAAUUUAAGCACUGAAAAAUUUGUGGAAGAAAUAAAAUCAAUUGCAAGUGAACCCACUGAAAAGCAUUUCUUCAACGUCUCUGAUGAAUUGGCUCUAGUCACUAUUGUUGAAGCUCUGGGAGAAAGAAUAUUUGCCUUGGAAGCUACAGCUGACCAGUCAGCAGCUUCAUUUGAAAUGGAAAUGUCUCAGACUGGCUUCAGUGCUCAUUAUUCACAGGACUGGGUCAUGCUUGGAGCAGUAGGGGCCUAUGAUUGGAAUGGAACAGUCGUCAUGCAGAAGGCUAAUCAAAUCAUAAUCCCCCAAAACACAACCUUUAACGUUGAGUCUACCAAAAAGAAUGAACCUCUUGCUUCUUACUUAGGUUACACAGUGAAUUCCGCCACUGUUUCUGGAGAUGUGCUGUACAUUGCUGGACAGCCACGGUACAAUCAUACGGGCCAAGUUGUCAUCUACAGGAUGGAAGAUGGAGACAUCAAGAUUCUCCAGACACUCAGUGGAGAACAGAUUGGUUCCUACUUUGGCAGUGUUUUAACAACAAUUGACAUUGAUAAAGAUUCUAAUACCGACAUUCUUCUGGUUGGGGCUCCCAUGUACAUGGGAACAGAGAAAGAGGAACAAGGGAAAGUAUAUGUGUAUGCUCUUAAUCAGACAAGGUUUGAAUAUCAAAUGAGCCUGGAGCCCAUUAAGCAGACUUGCUGCUCAUCUCUGAAGCACAACUCAUGCACAAAGGAAAACAAAAAUGAGCCAUGCGGGGCUCGUUUCGGAACAGCUAUCGCUGCUGUGAGAGACCUCAAUCUUGAUGGAUUUGAUGACAUCGUGAUAGGAGCUCCCCUGGAAGAUGAUCAUGGGGGAGCCGUGUAUAUUUAUCAUGGGAGUGGCAAGACUAUAAGGAAAGAGUACGCACAACGUAUUCCAUCAGGUGGAGAUGGCAAGACACUAAAAUUUUUUGGCCAGUCUAUCCAUGGAGAAAUGGAUUUAAAUGGUGACGGUCUGACUGAUGUGACUAUUGGGGGCCUUGGUGGUGCUGCCCUCUUCUGGUCCCGAGAUGUGGCUGUCGUUAAAGUGACCAUGAAUUUUGAACCCAAUAAAGUGAAUAUCCAAAAGAAAAACUGCCAUGUGGAAGGAAAGGAAACGGUAUGCAUAAAUGCUACAGUGUGUUUUGAUGUGAAAUUAAAGUCCAAAGAAGACACAAUUUUUGUAGCUGAUAUGCAGUACCGUGUCACACUAGAUUCACUAAGACAGAUAUCACGAAGUUUUUUCUCUGGAACUCAAGAAAGAAAGAUUCAAAGAAACAUCACAGUUGAAGAAUCAGAAUGCACUAAGCUCUCCUUCUACAUGUUGGACAAGCAUGACUUUCGGGACUCUGUAAGGAUAACUUUGGAUUUUAAUCUUACCGAUCCAGAAAAUGGGCCUGUUCUUGAUGAUUCCCUACCAAAUUCAGUACAUGAAUAUAUUCCCUUUGCCAAAGAUUGUGGAAACAAGGAAAAAUGUAUCUCGGACCUCGCCCUGAAAGUAUCCACCACAGAAAAGGGCCUGCUUAUUGUCAGGUCCCACAACGAUAAGUUCAAUGUUAGUCUCACAGUCAAAAAUAAGAAGGACAGUGCCUAUAACACCAGAACCAUAGUGCACUAUUCUCCAAAUCUAAUUUUUUCAGGAAUUGAGGCUAUCCAAAAAGACAGUUGUGAAUCCAAUCAUAAUCUCACAUGUAAAGUUGGAUAUCCUUUCCUGAGAAGAGGAGAAGAGGUUACUUUCAAAAUAUUAUUUCAGUUUAACACAUCUUAUCUCAUGGAAAAUGUGAUCAUUCAUUUAAGUGCAACAAGUGACAGUGAAGAACCUCCUGAAGCCCUUUCUGAUAAUGAAGUAAACAUUUCUAUCCCAGUAAAAUAUGAAGUUGGACUUCAGUUUUACAGCUCUGCAAGCGAAUACCAUAUUUCAAUUGCAGCCAAUGAGACUGUCCCUGAAGUUAUUAAUUCUACUGAGGACAUUGGAGAUGAAAUUAAUAUCUUCUAUUUGAUUAGAAAGAGUGGACAUUUUCCAAUGCCAGAACUUAAACUGUCAAUUUCGUUUCCCAACUUGACAUCAGAUGGUUAUCCUGUGCUAUACCCAAGUGGAUGGUCGUCUUCUAAUAAUGCAAACUGCAGACCCAGUAGACUUCAGGACCCUCUUGGUGUCAACUCUGGGAAGAAAACGAUUAUAUCCAAACCUGAAGAUCUCAAACGAGGCACAAUUCCGGACUGCAGUACGUGUAAAUUUGCUACUAUUACGUGUACUUUGAUUCCUUCUGACAUAAGCCAAGUGAAUGUUUCACUUAUCUUAUGGAAACCAACUUUUAUAAAAGCACGUUUUUCCAGCUUAAAUCUUACUGUAAGGGCAGACCUUCAGAGUGAAAAUACAUCACUGAUUUUAAGUACUGGCAAUCAAAAAAGAGAGUUUGCUAUUCAAGUAUCCAAAGAUGGACUGCCGGGCAGAGUGCCAUUAUGGGUCAUCCUAUUGAGUGCUUUUGCUGGAUUAUUGCUAUUAAUGCUGCUCAUAUUAGCACUGUGGAAGAUUGGAUUCUUCAAAAGACCACUAAAGAAGAAAAUGGAGAAAUGACAUAUUUUACAGGAGGAAAAAAAUAACAGUUAUUCGAUGAUCUAUCCUCAGGUUUGCCUCAAAUAUGUGACAAGAAAUUUAUUAUUACAGUUACAGACAUAGUCACAUAACUUUAUGUAAUCCAUCAGGGAUUAAUCAUUUGGAAAAUGACAGCUCAAGGAAGAUCCAAAAACAAUACCAUAAAGAUAUAUUUUGUAAAAUGAUGAAAAAUAUUUUUAAAUAAUUACUCAUUUGUGUUAUUUAAGUAAAAUUACAAAGUGCUUUGAAGAUGAAGAAUAACUUGUACAAAUAUGUUUAUAUAUUAAAUCAGCAUCCAGAGUAUUUAAGGAAUGCAUAAAAAGAUUUUUAUGAUCAUCGAUAAAUUAAACUUUCUCCAUUGAUUCCUGAUGGAUAUCUACAUUCAGCAUGAUAGUCAACAUUUGUAAAUGACAAGAAAGAAAUUAACUGAAAAAGAUCACUUCUCCCUAUUUAAAUGAGAAAAUUUUCCUGGAUAGAGUAUAUAUAAAACAUGGACUGAAAAUAGAAUUAGGUCACAGAGAAUGCAUUCA